This is a messenger RNA of Neohortaea acidophila, 894 nucleotides long. RefSeq names its product ClpP/crotonase-like domain-containing protein. The record is from RefSeq and is a predicted model, not a curated record. The transcript has 2 exons. The coding region runs from base 86 to 832 and encodes 248 amino acids. Gene Ontology annotation, cellular component: peroxisome. Gene Ontology annotation, biological process: fatty acid beta-oxidation. Gene Ontology annotation, molecular function: delta(3)-delta(2)-enoyl-CoA isomerase activity; enoyl-CoA hydratase activity. NCBI's taxonomy places the organism in Eukaryota, Fungi, Ascomycota, Dothideomycetes, Mycosphaerellales, Teratosphaeriaceae.
CAGACAUCACCAUCCGCAGACAUCCUGCUACAAGGCAUUGACAGUCACGACAUCCCAACAAUCAAACCACUCAACGACCGAAACCAUGUCCCAGGACAAAAAGAGCAUCAUCAACGACCCCGACCUGGCGCUGGACCGCUAUGGCAACAUCUUCGUCAUCACCAUGCGCAAGGCGCCCGAGAACCGCCUGAACACCAAGUACGCCCGCAAAAUCAUCCGAACCUUUCACAAGGUCCGCGACCUGCUCGGCUCCUCGAGUGAAGGAGCAGUCAUCACCCAGGGCAACGACACCAAGUUUUGGUGUACCGGCCUCGAACUGGACGAAACAGACACAAACCCUUACGCAAAUGCCGAAGGCUUCUUCCCCUUGCUGGCCACUAUCGUGUCCUUCCCAUUCCCCACAAUCGCCCUCAUCACCGGCCACACGUUUGGCGGCGCGUGUCCCUUCGCCCUGAGCCAUGAUUACCGAGUAAUGAACAGCAAGCGCGGCUUCUUCUGCAUGCCUCCCGUUGACUUAGGCCUGCAUUUCCCCGGCAUAGGCUCCUUGCCUCGGCUGAAACUGCAUCCGCAGAUUGCGCGCAAGAUGUUGCUCGAAGCACAUCGGUGGACCGGAGAGGCGGCGUUGAAGGACGGCAUUGUCGACGCCAUCGCCGAGCCGGACAAGAUGUUCGAUGUGGCCAUGGAGCUGGCGCGCAAGUGGGCUCCCAAGGCGAAGAUGGAUGUCUAUGGCGUGCUGCGAAGCGAGCUCUACGGCGAAGCGAACAGGCAUUUCCGCGACGUUGCCUACAAUUACUCGCAACGACCACAGCCAGCUGCCAAAGCAAAGAUAUGAGGCCAAAAGGUUUGAGAUCAUGAUCAAAUGGGGGACGUAUAUCUAUCUUCGUACAUGCGAGU